Molecule: messenger RNA, 1271 nt
Organism: Sesamum indicum (sesame)
Lineage: Eukaryota; Viridiplantae; Streptophyta; Magnoliopsida; Lamiales; Pedaliaceae
Product: chaperone protein dnaJ 8, chloroplastic
Source: RefSeq, a predicted model, not a curated record
AUUGAACAUUUCUUCAUCUUUUCCAUUAUUGCGUUUUCAAAAGUGUCACCUCAUAACAAAUCCUAUUGACUUUAAUAUUUGUUUAUUCCAAGUUUCAAUUAUAGAGGGCAUAUACAUACACUAUUAUAAAGGUCAUUCAUCCAUCACCAUUUUCUUGCCGUAUCAAGUCCGCUUUCAUUUGUUAUUUUUCAAGAAAGGAGAGGGUUUUUCAGGGUUGACCCUGUUGAGAACUGCUGUGAUUUUUCGCGUUGAUUGAAACCCAUAUAAAGCGGUUGAGGGGUAGCUGUGGUUUCAUUGCAUUGUGGGAUUUUGGAAUCUUGAGGUUUUUUGGGCAUUUUUAGCUUUGCUGUUGUUGUAAGAGAAUGGCUUGUGCUGUGGGUUGUGGCUCUGCAUCUGGUUCUUGGACUCAGUUUAAGGACUCUGCAUCAAGAAGAAAUGUGAGGAGUAGUGGUAAUAAUAAGAAGGGAUUCAGGGUUUCUUGUGUUUCUUCUGCUGCUGUGAGUGAUCCCUACAAGACUCUCAGGAUUCAGCGUGGUGCUUCUGAAUCUGAGGUUAAAAAGGCAUUUAGGCAGCUUGCUCUUCAGUAUCAUCCAGAUGUCUGCAGAGGUAGCAAUUGUGGCGUCCAGUUUCACCAAAUUAAUGAAGCAUAUGAUAAGCAAAGAAGGGCAAUGAGAACUAUUUGUAGUACCAGCUGCUCUGUUAGUUCUCAUCUGAUUGAAGUUGGGACCAAGUUGGUGAUUAGUCAUUCUAAUUCACUGAAACCUGUGGAAAUUCCAAAUCGGAUUUGGCUAGACAUAAAAUCAAUUAUACGGGGUGUGAUACACUACACCUCCUGUGAUUGAUGUACAGGAAAAGCGACUAAUCAUAAACUUGCUUUGUGAUUGGUUUGGAUUUGCCGAAUUUGGUUUGUAUUGGAAUUUUUCCUGAAAUCAGUUGAAAAAGUAGGAAGAGUACAACACAAUUAUGAUGCUGAUUUAGGCUUUUGUUUUAUGAGAUAAAAUGAAAGCAAGCAACCUUUGUUGAUAGGGUGAUGAUCAUCCUCUUUGUUAGCUUUGUUUGAUCUGGGGUUUUGGUGAGGAUAACGAGAAUCAAAAGCAUAACAGGGAUUAUUAACAUCAAAAUAGUAGAUUUGGCUAGAGUCGGUUUUGUUCUUGAAAAAAGACCCUCAUGGAGAAGGAGGCCGUGAGGCUUAAGAGUUACGCAAGCUCUUUGUUUGCAAUCAACGUGUUUUGGGCCAAAAGGCUGAUUUUAUCGAUUUACUAUGGUUGGAA